ACACAUGAGCAGCACUGUGAACUGGAUCUUUGACAUGGAGGGAGUUUAUGAGGUGUCAGUAAACGCCUCCAAUGCCCAUGAAUGGACACAAGAGACAAUAUCUGUUGUUAUCGUCCGUGCUGCUGUUUCGGAUCUUAAAUUAAGUGUUUCUGGGAAUCAGCUGAGUACAGGACAGAUUGUCUCUGUGGAUGUGGAGCUGCUCAACAAUACGACUGAUUUGCUUUUCCUCAGUUUCACGCUGAAUGCUUUGUACGGCCUCAAAGAAAAGGCUGUUGGAAGCAGUGGCAUGACGGAUUAUUUAAUGAACACUGACUGUAAGAACAUCACUUAUAGUAAUGAUGUCAUUCACACAAGCAAAAUCCCCCAGGAGAAAAGCAAUGACUGUGAUUGCAACUUCAGCCAUCACAGCAAUAUCAGUCAGCACCAGUGUGAAAGUGGCGCCAACUCCCACCCGUUCACCCCUCUCCACCUCCACCACACGUCCAGCUGCCGUCUAUGCCUUCCCUCUGCUGCAGGACGCUAUCAGCUUACAGCAUCAGCCCUCUCCACAGCCGAGCCUUCGUCAGUGCUGCUUUCUGCCAUCCUGCCUCAACCCCUUAUUGUGUACGAGCCCAUACGUGCACUAAGGCCUUCUGGGAAAUGGAAGUCAGUUUUCAACACACGCCGAGUUCAGCCUGGAGGUUACAGUCAUGCCAGCCGCUUUGGGUCGAACUGGUUUGGACUUUAUAUUUCAAUGAUGCUAUUGUGAUAAACAGAAAACUGAAGAAUGGACCAUAAAUGGUCGGUUAAAGCAGCAGGGGGUUAUAAUGUGACGUUACGGCCUUUAAUCCAAUCAGCAGCGCCUCUUUUCACACACAUAAUCCUGGCUCAAGAUCCAGUUGGAGAGCUGGUGUUAAAAAUCCCCAAAUUAAUCACAGCAAAUCAAAAGUUUUUCUGCUUCAUUUAGCGUCAAAGGAGGGUCAAACAUCACUGUGACUCUGCUGAUAAAUGCCACGUUGUUGUACAGUAACAGUCAGCUACGCUACAGGAAAAGAGACGAAGUGGUUUUGACUUUUUCACCACAUAGGAACGGUUUGUGGUGGAGCUCACAGCUGAGAAUCAAGUGUCUUCUCGGAGAAAGAGUGUGAGAGUGGUGUGUAGAGAGGAAGAGGAACCAUCACCACAAGGUUGCAUUAGUCCAACAUGGAAACCACCUACCAGUCAAAGUCCUGAUCACAGCCGGGUUUAUGAAGUGGUGAGGAUUCAUGCAGCAAAGCAAGCUCAUCCAACAAACACAGAUAUAACCCUCCUGGCUCUGACUGAUGUAUCAGACCUGUGGAGUUCUUCUGGUACUUGGAGACUCCAGCUCUGUCAGAACCACCUCCAGGAGCAUCACGAAAAGAUACAGAACACCCAGCAGGUAUAAUGUCACCGUGGUCAUGUCUAGUGGUGGGAUGUCCUUCACCUCUGAGGUUUUCCCGCUGAAUGUCCAGAGAGUGGUGAAGCUGAACCGGCUGGUCCACCGGGCCUCUGUCCUGCAGAACCACACGUGACGAUGAGCUGCCGGGUCAAUGUGGGGGACAGAUGUUGAGUUUCUGUGGAGCUUUGGAGAUGGAUCAUCCAAGUCUGGACUGAGCACAGAGCAACACGUCUUUCACAGAACAGGGGAGUUCAUCAUGGAGGUGAAGGUGUCUAACCUGGUCAGCUCUGCCUCUCUGACCAGUCAUAUCUUUGUCGUGGACCGACCAUGCCAGCCUCCACCGGUGAAAAACAUGGGGCCUUUCAAAAUACAGGUGCGAAGGUACGAGGUUAUCCGUCUCGGGGUGACCUAUGAGACUGAGGUGGACUGUGACGCACCCGGAGGCCUUUAUUAUUCCUGGACCUUGUAUGAUUCUGUAGGCCGGGUCUUCCCUUUACUUCUCAUCGACACACACAGACAGAGCCUCAUACUGCCAAGCCAUCAUCUGCACUAUGACACAUACACUGCAACAGCCAGGGUCCAGGUCGUUGGCAGUAUAGUGUACAGCAACUACAGUGUACGAGUUCAGGUGAUGCCGAGUCCUCCGAUCGCCAUCAUUGACGGUGGGACCAACAUCUUCAUCAACAACAGGAACACCACAAUAGUAACCCUGGAUGGGAGAAGGUCCUAUGACCCUGACUUCCCUUUGAACCCAGUCAGUUUGACGUGGACAUGCAAACCGGUCAGCUCCAUCAUCAGCUCCUGUUUUGACCAGCUUGUUCCUGCUUCAUCCCCUGUUCUCACUUUUCCUGCUAGUUUCCUAAAACACAACUUUGACCAGUUCCGGUUCACGCUCACCAUCCACAGUGGAGAACGUUCAGCUUCAUCAGAGACCUUCCUCACAAUAAAAUCCAACCUGAAGGGAAAAGUGUCCGUUUACUGCCCUCUGUGCCGGGGAGACCAGGUGAACUGGGAUCAGUCUUUCUCCAUCAGCGCCUCUUGUGAAGACUGUGACAUUUCCCCCAAACUCAUCCAGUUUUCCUGGAGCCUAUUUCUGGUCAACGCCUCAUCCAAGCCUGUCAUAGAAAUCCCAUUUUGCUACACUGUGGAUCUCAAUGCUCCAUCUGCCAUUAUGGAUAAUCUCGCAACAUCCCCUCCGAUUCCUGAGACGUCCACCUUGAAUCCACCAAAUACAGAUGCUACACAAUACUCCUCUCCUCCUUCUUCUCCAAAGAUGACCCAGAAUCUACUGAAAAAGGCUUUCCUGAACCUGGAACCGGUAUCAAUCUCUUCUCCAGUUGACAAAAGAGCAGCAAUGUCAGGAGAGGAACCCUUCCAUGACCCUCCUGAGCUUCCAUACCUGUAUUCUGGAUACAGCGAUAGCAGCCUUUUUUCUGAUGCAUCCGGGUACGAUGACAUUGUCAGUGAACCGUCUGUGGAGUCCGAUUCUUCUGCUGGUUGGGAGUUUCCUGUUUUGGAGAGUGGGGACUUUGAAUCACAUUAUGAUGAUGUUCCCUUCCUGACUGCAGAGGAGGGGGAGUCUGGGGUAUCAGCAGGAAGACCCACAGGUGUGGACGGUGAGACCUUCAUUCCAAUAGAUGGUUCAGAGUUUGAUCCAUUAUUACACCGAGAUGAAGGAAGUAAUCUGGUGGAUUCACAGCCUCCUGUAAUGAUCCAGGAGCCAACUUUACUAGAUUUACCCCGUGACUCAGUAGACAGAGGGAUUUUUGAGUCUUACACCUCCUCAGGUAUCUCCUCUGCUCUGCUCAGCUUCAGACCCUUCAGUCUAAAACCUGGGAGCAGAUACAUGUUAGAGGUCACUGCUAAGUCACAAAAUAGUUUUCUGGGUCGGACUCAGCUCUUCUUAAAAACAGAACCUGUUCCGAGGGGGAUGACCUGCCAGGUUCAGCCGAUGAAUGGGUUGGAGUUACACACACACUUCAGCAUCUUCUGCACCUCAGGGAGAGAGGACUUACUGUACAAGUACAGCUUCAGUGUAGGAGACAGACCCCCGAGGACGCUCUACGAGGGUAGAGACUUCCAGUAUUACUUUAACCUUCCUUCAGGGGAUCCCAGUGAUGACUACAAAGUAACAGUGUUCACAGAAAUCAGAAGCAACACAGACGGAGGUGUCACUAAACCAUGUCCUGUCACAGUCCGAGUCCGACCACGUUUCCACAGAGAAGCUUCUUCUUCUCAUAAUGAUCCUGAUCUGGAGCUUUCAGAGUUUAGUCUGAAGAACCUGUCAGCUCUGGUUGGACUUGGAAACACCAUGGAGACUGUGAACUACAUUAGCCUCCUAUCGAGCAUCCUGAACAGACUCAGCCUGGACUCACAUGAACACAAACACAUACGCAACGUACUCAUCUGCACAGUGUGUGAACUCCAACACACUGAACAGGUGUCUGUAGCAGAUGUCGCCUGUAUUUUGAAAGAGCUUUUACAAGUAACAGAUCAGGUGACAUUAGCGAGUGCCAGAUGUGUGAUCCUUUACAUUCAGUCCAUGUCAGAGCAGUUUGCAGACUCCAGUGCUCCAGUGCGGUUCCAUCUGGACCAGAAGACACUCAACACCCUGGUCGACCUGCUCUCAUACAGCUUACAGACCUUCACUAGUGUACAAAUAUGCAACAAUACUGACAUUAAAGAAGCAUUGGAAAUUGAUGGCUGCCUGGCAGACGUCUCCAGAGGUUCACACAUCAAACAGGGAGGAUUUAUUUCGUCAAAGCAGCUGGUGCAGCUUGUAGCCGACAUCCUGCACACGGCCUCAAACUUAAUGCUGAAGUUUAUUUUGUUCCACAAAUCAGAGGAGCUCAGACUGGACACUGGUUUAAUAUGUCUGUAUGUCACGUACCUAAACCAAACCUCCACAGUCAGCAGCGGCUCAGCCAACGUCUUCAUACCCGCCUCCCUUAUCCAGCGUCCGUUUGUUCAUCACGUUGACAGUCAAUCAGUCAGAAACCAUGAGAAACCGUGUGUGCUCAUCCUUCUGACUGAACUCACCCACAGCCCUUAUACCUGGGCCAGUCCUGGGAAGUUGACUGGGCCAGUGGUUGAACUGAGUUUUUACAAAUGCAGCACGAGGAGAAAAAUCCCAAUUCGAUCCAUCCAUCAACCAAUAAAUAUUGACCUACAACAAGCACCAAAAAACAUGAGUUCUGUUUAUGACUCCAUCCUCCAGCGCAGCCAGAUCAACUAUCACAGCUUCAACAUUACCCAGGAGCACUUGCAGCAGGUCAUUCAGCUGAGAGUGCAGUUCAAGCCGUCAUUCAAGAAAAUGUUUCCCAUCAUGCUGCUCUUCAGGAUGUUUGAAAGGCCGACUCCCAGCAUGCACCAUCUGCGAAGAAUUCACAACUGGGAGAGCAACAUUACACACAUCACUUUGCCGUCAUCCUACCUCAGCACUUCAGGGGUCGGCCACCUCGCUGUGUUGAACGCUGAUUUUGCAAAGCGCCGCAGGUGGAAGCACCUGAGUGACCCGGUCAUGUACAGGGUCAGAGUGGACAGCAGUUUGUGUGUGUCCUGGGAUGACCACCAGGGGGCGUGGACUCCACACGGCUGCAGAACCCAGCAGGCAGAUACACCUACUGCAGCCAAGUGCAGUUGUGUCCAGCUGAGGCCGCUGACAGUGGUGAAGCAGCAGAUCCAGUGCAGCCGUGACACAACAGACGUGAACCCCUUCAUAAGUGUGUCCAGUAAUCUGACAGUACCCAUUGUGCUGGUACUGUGUGUGUCCCUGUACAUCCUGGGGUUGGUACUGAUCCGGACCACUGGUGUCGAGUCUGGUGAGAGGAGGGUCCACUACCUAUCAGAUAAUUUACCAUGUGACCCCCACCUUUAUGCUGUCACCGUUCACACUGGCCUCUGCUCUGCAGCUAAAAUGAGUGCAAAGGUUUACAUAGUGCUAUAUGGAGAAGAUGGCUUCUCGCAGACAAAGGAACUACAAGUGCCAGGAUGCACUCUAUUUAGAAGGAACUCUCAAGACACCUUUAUUAUCAGUGCAGCAGAAAACCUGGGCUCAGUUUACAGGGUUCACAUCUGGCACGACAACUCUGGACCCUCCCCGGUCUGGUACAUAAAACAAGUGGAGGUACAUGAGGUGAACAGAGGGCGUGUGGAGGGACGGCCUUGGCUCUUUAUUGGUCAGUGCUGGCUCGCUGUAAACAAGAGUGAUGGUCGAGUGGACAGAAUGCUGAGAGUCUGCACUCAGGGAACAGGCUUUUCCAAGAUGUUAUAUCUCAAACUAUCAGAGUACAUGGCAGACUUCCACCCCUGGAUAUCUGUCUGCAGCUGUCCCCACCCUCACUCGUUCACACACACUCACAGACUAACCAUGUGCCUGCUGCUGCUGUUGGGAUAUUCAUGUGUCAACACAGUCAUCAUAUCACAAACGGAUGAGCAGUUGCCUUUGGAGCUGGGCAUUGCGGAUUUAUCAGCUGUUUCCGUGACGACAGGAAUAUUAAGUGUGAUAGCGGUGUUGCCCGCAGCAACGGUGAUAUCUUUACUUUUCCGAUUGCAUAAAGUAAAGCUGGUGGGGUCAGAGGUCAAAGAUGCAGGCAACAGAAAGACUGACAAUGUGGAAGAUGCUGUUUCCGUGAACAGCCUUCAACAGUGGACACAGGAAGGCCUGAGGAAGACAAAUCAGGACACAGAGCUCACCUCAGUAUCCACUUGGCAACUGGAUAAGAAAGAUGAUGAGAAACCUGUAAUCCAAACAGAUGUGACCAUAAGUAAUGUGGAUUCUGUAGUAGCUGACAGCAGUAAAGGAGCAGCGUUUAACAGCGGGCUGACAUCCCAGUGGUGUCACUGUGUGGCCUGGGUGUUGUGUCUGCUGUUGUGUCUGUCCUCCCUGGUUCUCUCUACAGUGCUGGGAAUAAGAUUCAGCAGCAGCGAGGUUCUGCUUUGGAUACAUUCUGUUUUCUUCUCCCUUUUAUCUUGUAUAUUCCUGAUUCAUCCAGCUUUGAUAUUUACAGUAGCAGUGAGCGUCUCCUUUUGGUACCGAAAAACACCAGACAUUCAUCAUUUUUUCAGCUUUACGCAGUUUGAGACAGAUAUUUCAAAACUGUGGGUUCGCACUCGACCUCAGGAACCACAGGGAAAAGGCUCCAACCUCAACAAGCUGCUUGCUGCCCGUCAGAGAGCCCGCUAUCUGCGUCUGGUGCGACCGCCAACCUCAAGAGAGCUUAGAAAAACCCUCUGCAAGAAAAGAAGAGAGAGUAUUAUUCAGCAGACACUGUGGAAUUUAUCUUUCUAUGCCUCAAUGCUUCUCCUGAUGCUGUGUAUAACUUUCGGCAGCUCAUUCAGUGACCAUUACCACCUCAAUAAUGCAAUCAGAAAUCAAUUCACAAGGCGACAUGAUAAUGACUUCAUGUCCAUUAAAAAGUAUAAUGACUGGUGGACGUGGGCACAGAAUAAUCUGCUGGAUUUACUGUACAAGAAUGAAUCAGCCACAACUGAGUCAUACAUUUUAAUAGGAGAGCCAAUCCUGUUGAAGACAGACACACCCAACUUGUUUCAUGGCCAGGUUUUCAGCCCAGCUCCUGCUCCAAACUGUCUUCAUUUAUUCCGUCAUCACCGAAGUUGCUCAGGAUCAUGUUCUGCGGUCGGCUUAGGCCACACAAAGACCAGCGCUGCAUCCAACCUGAAGCUCCUGCUCUCAUGUGGCUGGUUGACGACACAGACAGUGGAGCUGAAGGUCCAUUUCACUUUGUACAGCCCUGCCCCCAGCUUGUUCACCAGCGUGACCCUGAUCACUGAGCAGAGUCCCACUGGUGUCCUGCUACCCACCGCCAACGUCCACUCAGUUAGAAUCUACCACAUUCCUGCUGUGUGGGAUUACAUUGUCAUGAUUUGCCAGCUCCUGUUUCUCCUCCUCUCUCUGUUGCAACUCAGUCGUCAAGUGAUCACUGUAGGACAGCAAGGCAUGAUGGGAUACUGUAGAACACCCUGCAACUGGCUGGAAGUCAGUCUGCUCACUGCGGCCUCUGUGUACUUCAAACACUGCCUCUAUUACUCCACUAUGGUCACUGAAGCUGUGGAGCUGCUACAGAGACGCAACUACAAAGAGCAUGUAGACGUCAGCCUCCUGGCGAUGCAGCAACAAUAUAUACGGACUCUACGUGGCAUUAUUGUUUUCCUUCUUAUCUUGAAGUGUGUGAGUGUGUUGAAGGUGAAUAAGACAUUGACUACAUCUACGACACUCCUAACUCCAACACUCUCCACCCUCCUCUGGACAACGAUUUCAGGUCUGGUCUUGCUUUGGGCACUGUUUUGUGUAGGAAAUCUGCUGUUUGUACAGAGCUCGUGGACCUUCAGCUCGUUUCCCCAUACUCUGCUUUGUCCUCAUCGACAUCUGAAAACUGCCAGGAGCCUCCUCCUCUCAGGAUGGGGUUUCCUUUACCAUGGAGCUCUGUAUCUGUUCUCCAGAGUAGUGUUUACAGCCGCUGUGGUCAGUGUGGUUUCCUCACUGGCCAGAAGGUCUUGGAGAAGAAGGAAAGACAUCUUCACCACAUCUGAAGUGGUCCGCUACAUUAGGAAACAGCUUUCUGCUUUUACAGACCGGCGCAGACCAACUCAUACUGAUAAUCCAAUGGACGAGAGGACUUAUCACAUGGAAGAGUUUGAAAGCUUGGUAGAUGAACUGUUGUGCAGACUUAACACCCUCUCAGACAGUCUGCAUCACACACUGCCCUCUAAAUCCCACCGCUACAGGGAGGACCAUCCUGCCAUCUCAUCUGUACAGGAGUCCUCCAAAAUGGACACACAGGACUUCAUGAAGACACACACGACAGAAAAAAGAUCAACUACAACAUCUCACCUACUCAGGUCUGAGGUUGAAGAUAAGAUGUUGCAGGUACUACAUCAAACAGACCAUCAAUGUGAAAAGUUCUUGUCUGACAUCAGCUUCUCAUCAUUCGUUCAUCAGCAUGAAAUAAAAACGGAAAAAACUACAAAAGACAGAAAACUGCAGACUUCUUUACAGGGACCAAGCCUGUUACCUGGUCCAGAAUCAGCGUCCUAUGUGCGGUUGUGGAAGUCUGCUCAAGCCAUUCAUUCAGAGGUAGUGGUGGAAGUGCUGGUCCAUGAGGAACGAGGGACUGUAGACUCAGAUAAGACCAAUAUGUAAUCAGGAAUUCUUAAGUAAAUGUAUAGCAGAUAAUUGUUUGAAAUGUAAAGUGUCUCACAAAGUGUUGGAAUCUAAUACAAAGAAGAAAUUUAAACAUGUUUCUCCCUAUAUAUGUUCACACAAAUGCU
This is a messenger RNA of Sphaeramia orbicularis (orbiculate cardinalfish), 8689 nucleotides long. RefSeq names its product polycystin 1 like 1, transient receptor potential channel interacting (gene pkd1l1). Gene Ontology annotation, cellular component: plasma membrane. The transcript is spliced from 52 exons. Bases 1551 to 8561 code for a protein of 2336 amino acids. The record is from RefSeq and is a predicted model, not a curated record. Lineage: Eukaryota; Metazoa; Chordata; Actinopteri; Kurtiformes; Apogonidae. Gene Ontology annotation, biological process: calcium ion transport. Gene Ontology annotation, molecular function: monoatomic cation channel activity; protein binding.